AGCUGGGUCGAGGUUGGAAGCUCACCCCUUUGGGUGGCACUUGGGUCUCAAAUCUGGGCUGCCGUCUUUUCAGCCAACCAGCCCAGCAUCUUAAACGAUGAGCCACCAUGCCACCCAGGACAAUAACAGGAGCACCUGCCACUCCCCUCGUGCGCAGACCCAGAAAGGAAGAGCACCGGGGAGAAAGCAGAGGAGCACACCCAGAGAGAGCAUGAGUUCUGAGUUUUUUUAAAGCAAAAUGAAAAAUAUUUGGUAUCUCUGGAUCUCCAGCAUUCUCUUGCCAUGGUCUGCGGUAUCUGGACAUCCUUGUAACAUUGAUAAAAUGGGACGUGCUGCCUGCAGUGGAAAGAGCCUUCUCCAUCCUCCCAAUUUUCUUCCCAGACACAUUACCAUCCUAGAUCUGUCUUUCAAUUCCCUGACGAUGCCCAAGCAUGGACCUUUUCUGAGAAGCUUCCCUUCCUUACAUUCCCUAAACCUUUCCAGCAACAGCAUUCCUACUCUUUCCUCCUCUCUGUUCUGUAACCUGGAUGCUCUUCGCCUUUUGGAUCUAAGCAACUGUGGCAUUUCUUAUGUGCACCGAAUGAGCUUCAGAGGUUUGAAAAGCCUUCACUCUCUAUAUCUGAACAACAACAAACUUCAAUCUCUGGACCUCUCCAUUUUUCCUGCCUCUGGAAUCCUUGUCCAUCUGGAUCUGCAAGACAAUGAACUGCCCUGUGAACAUGAGCUUGUGCAAUUAAAUGUGCAAAGAAUCCACCAUAUCAAACUUCAGGGGAACCCUUCAGUGUGCAGUGAUUCCCUAACUCCUUUCCAGAAAGCAGUGCCAGAGAAAGAAGAACUCCAGACUGAAGAAAUCAGAACUUCAGAUUAUGAGACCAUGAGCCACAGAAGAAAACUUCAGUUCCUUUAUGUUGUGGCUACGAAGCAGCCAUCACCAUUAGAAAAUGAUACUAUUACCACACCUUCUACUGAAACAGCUGGGAAAAACUGGCUCUACUUUGCUGGGUUUGUGCUUUUGGCUAUCACCAUCUCCCUCUUGAUUGCAUUGAUUGCCAAAUGCAAAUUGCUCCAGAAAAAGCAUGCCAGCUAUCACCAUCAACGGUUGCCUGAUUCUCGUUCCAUUGGAAGCAGCCAUAUUGAGGAAGGAGACAUGGACAUGAUGUAUGGGAGGAACCAACCAGUAAGUGGAGCUUCUGAGUGCUAUCCAGAGGAUGAUGAUGGUUUCAUAGAAGAUAACUAUAUUGUGCCCAAUCAAGACUUGAAGAAGGAAGAAGAGGAUCUGGAGUUGGAACCUCAUUUCAAAGUUGGAAGACCCUUUUAGGAAGAGUUCCAUUUGUUAUGCACUCCAGUUUGUGCAUACAUUGUGCCUUUCAUUUUUAGGGUUUCCUGAUAUUCUCAUUAUAGUAGGAAAGUGAUAUUCUCAUUAUAAUAGGAAACUGAUAAUGAGCCCAAAGGCAAAUUUGACACUGGGCAAAGAGGUCAGCUGCAUGUCUGCAGUGGUUAGUACUUAGUAUGUUUUCCUGAAUAUUAGUCAAGUGGAAGCCUGAGUUCUCUCUUAACACACUCAACCCAUUCUCUUGCUGGUACACAUACACCCAUGUAGACUCAUACUUGAUUCAUUCUUUUGUACUUGUUUUUCUUGUAUACAUCCAUCAACUACAAUUUUUUUAGAGCUUACAUUAAAACUGAUAAAGAGAUUUCUAAAGAGUCUGUUUGGAGCACAGGAAAUAAUUUUUCAAAUGAACUGCAGCAUUUGGGAAGAGAAGUUCAUCCUUCAUGGCCUUCCCCCAAAACCGCACCUGUGCCUUGGCAUCAACGGAUGUUUUUUAAAAGCUUGAUUGCUAUGUGGGUUAGGGAAAAUCUAUUUCCAAGCAGCUGGUGGGAAGGACCUUGCCCCUGGGCAGCAUUAACCAUCUUCCAUAAACUCUAUGCAUCUCAUUGAAGACAUUUCCCUAAGCUUAUCACAGCUAGGGAGUGCUACCUGUGGGUGUGGGAAGCUUAGAGGAUUGCCACAAGAUGAUGCCAAAAAAGCAGAUCUAAAGUGAGUUUGAGAUUCUCCCUUUUUCCUGAAAACUCACCAUUUUAUUAAAAGGAAUUUGGAGCAAGUGCUUCAUUGCUGUUACUAGGCCUUUCUUUAUUGCAGGAGUCAUUUACAGCAUAAUUGGGACAUCUCGAUGACUGCAGUUUUACUCUUGUCCCUAUGGUGCCGGCCUUGCUUUAUAUUAAGGACAAUCAUUAUACUAUCUGUCCUGGUGUUGUCUAUAUAGGUAGUCCUCAACUCAUAACCAUUCAUUUUGUGAGCGUUCAAAUUUUUACAAUGGCACUGAAAAAAAGUGUCUUAUGUUCUUUGCAUUUACGACUGUCAUAGCAUCCUGACGGUCAUAGGAUCAAAAUUCAGGUGCUUGGCAAUCAGCAUGUAUUUAUGACAGUUGCAGCAUCCCAGGGUCAUGUGACCUCCAUUAGCGACCUUCCCAGCCAGCUUCCGCCAAGUAAAAUCAAUGGAGGAAGCCAGAUUUGCUUAAUGGUUCACUGAAUCGUUUAAGGACCAUGACAAACAAGGUUCUAAAAUUGGGUGUGACUCAUCUAACAACCGCCUUGCCUCGCAAUGGAAAUUGUGGCCUCAAUUGUGGUCGUAAGUUGAAGACUACCUGUACCACACAAUAUCCAUCAGUUGCAAAAAACCAAGGAGAGUGAAUAGAGUUAGGAUGAUCAUGCCAAAGCCAUUCAAAAGCUGCUCUGUGCUAACAAUUACUAUUACAAUAACUUCAAUGUUUUUGUUUGAUGAUAUACAGAAACAAGCAAAAUUCCCCUUGUUCCCACUGUUGGCCACAUGUUAGAACACUGUACUAGACAUUAAACAACAAAGAGAAUGAUGCAACUACAGCAAGACCAAGUAUCUAACACCCUAAAAUUACCAAGUUUGUCUUCUGACAGCCACAAUCUGUGGAGUGACAUAGAGGUGUUUGUCUUGUUAUCUAAUCACAUUGCAAAGUAAUAGUAACUGAUAGUAGAUUUGUUAGGUGUGUAAAGAGUGUGGGAAUUCUGCAACAUUCACUGUACAUUAUUUUCUCAUUGUGUAUGCAGCACUUAUGUCUGAGUAAGUUUUCCCAUGCAUGGUUGGUAAGGUCUAAUUAAGUCUCAUCAAUUUCUUUAUGAAGAAAAAUCUGAUAUAAUACAUUUGUACAAAAAACUGCAGUAACUUUCUCAUUAGUUUCUCUUUACACUUACCACAGGUUGUGCAAUUUUGUUUGACUUCCUUUUAUUUCCAACAAUCUUAAUCUUUAAUUCUUUAAAAUAUUGCUAUAAUUUCUCUUCAUUUCUUCUUUGGCCCAUUCCAUAGAGUUCUUCAAAGCUCUAACAAGCCUCUUUUGUAAAUCCAAUAAGAAAAAAUUAUCCAAGUCACACCUCUGGUUUCUCAUUUGUACUUCCUUUUUUAAAUUUUAAAACUUCAGCUAGUUUCUUUGUAGAUCCAAUGAAACAUCCUUUUAUAAGCCAUUCUCCUGUCCUGUCAAUUGUAUAUCCACUUGCAAAACCAUUUCUAUCUUGUCAGAUAAAAUUUGUUCUACAUCUUUUAUUUUUUCAAUAACAUCCUUUAAACAGUCUAUCCAUACAAGUAAAUAUUAUUACUGACAUUAUUGAUAUUGCUAUUAUUUUCUGAUUCCAUUCUUCAAAGGUUUCAUUCAGUAUUGUUGUUAUAUUUUGCAACAUUUUAUAACAGUGGUUCUCAACCUGUGGGUCGGGACCCCAUUUGGGGUCGAAUGACCAUUUCACGGGGGUCGCCAAACAAGGCUGUCCGCCAUUUUUUCCCUUUUUCUUUGGCCACGCCCCUGGCACCCGGUGAUGUAUAAGUGGUUGGGGGUCACCACAACAUGGGAAACUGUAUUAUGGGGUCGCGGCAUUAGAAAGGUUGAGAACCACUGUUUUAUAAGCUUGUUAAUCUUUCCUCUUUAGUUCCCUCUAGUGUCCAGUUUUUGAACUCAUGAAAUUGCUUAUCUGUUUAUUUCAGAUACUUUAAAUUAUUAUUAAUUAUUGUUUGUGGUGGCCUAGUGACGAAGACACUCACCUCCCACUUGGAAGGUUGAGAUUUCAAUCCAGAUGUUUUUCUCCUAGAGCACAAAAAAUAAAUAAAUUCUGAUAUGGCGUCAGGAAGGGUAUCCGGUCAGUAAAGCUCAGCUUCAUCCAGUUGCCCUGAAUCACCUGAAUUAAGGGAUUACAGGGUCGUAAAAAGGAAGUUUAUUAUUUAAGGUAAACAAUGCCUCAAAGUUCUUUGAAGAAUUUCAUCUAUCGGAACCAUGACAUUAUUUACUAAAUUUGUUUGUUACCUGCCUCGUCACGAGGAGAUUAUGGGCAGCUUACAACAUUAAAUUCUUAAGGUUAUGAUUAAAAAGAAUUUUGUUCGAGUCUAAAGGUAGAGUCAUUAGCAUUUUCCCACUUGUCAUUCUGAAAGUUGUAAUAACUUAAAAAUAGUUAAUGACCAAUUCCUGAAAGUGAGAAAGUGAGGCUUGCAAAUUUAAUAUCCUUUAAAAGUCUUUGUCGUGGUUGUGAGAAAGAUGGCUAAUCCCUCCAUCUCAUGGCACUCAUCCCAUAGGAAAAUCACGGUCCUGUGUUCUCCUUGUAAGAAGCAGCUGUUAGGAAGAUAUGAGGGUAAUCUCCCAUCCUCUCCUUAUCUAGAGAUGUUCCAAGGAAUUGGCCUAUUUAUCCAUUCCUUGGUCUUUGCUGCAAUUGUCAACAACAUUUUUGCACAGCCAUCUUCAGAUUGCCAUAUCUCCCCUGGAAAUCCAAAUUACAUACAGUAGUAUUAUAUUCUGUCUCCUUUGAAAAUAGUUUCUUCCCCAUACCAUGAAACAGAAGGAAGCAAUAAUUCAUAAGACCCCAAACCCAUAAAGUCUAAAUCUUACUGAAGACCAGAUUAAAUAUAGUUAUCUUAUUUGCUAUUUGAUUUCCUGCAAUGGUCAUUACAAUAUUUUGUCCAUGAAAUGUAUGGGGUUUUGGGUUCAGAUGAGGCAGGACAAUUGUUUUUGAAUAUGCAAAUGAUUAGAUGCUGAUUGUAGCAAGAGUAAUUUCUCAUUUAGGAAGUAUGAAAUCACUUAUUUGAUACAGCUACUUAGUACAUGAAUAGGAAUGUACAGAAAUCUCAGAGGGUGAGACUAAUUACAUAAAUAUAUACCUAGGUAUUUAAGCACAUGUAGAAAUUGUGGUCUAGGACUCACCUCAGUAAUUUCACAUGGUUGGACCAAUCAAAUUCCUCACUCAAGGUAUUGCCUCAAAGCAUGUCAUCAAGCAGAAUAAUCUUUCCCUCUGGAACACAUUCUUUCAGUGUUGCACAAUUUUCCUCUAACUCAUCUCUAGUUCUUCCAUUAUUAUGAUUCACUGGAACAUAACAUACAACUAUCACCAUUCUGUGGAUUCCUCUUUUCACAUGCAUCCACAACAAUCCAGAUGAUAAAUGUUCAUACUUUCUGAUAUAGAUUUUAGUUCUUUCAUUCAUCAUUAAAUUUACACUUUCACUUACCAGGAAUGUUCAUCAAUUCCACAAGAACAGACCAUCUUCACUCAGUUUUAUUACAUUCUAUCCCUUUGUCUUAGAUUUUUUUUAAUACAAAAGAUAUAUUUUUACAAUAUAUCUAUUUUUCUUAUAUGUGCUAAUUCACGCUCCUUACUAUUUACUCCUCUUACAUUGCAAGCCACAGCCUUCCAUAUGCCAAACUUGUUAUGCUGUCAUAAGGAUAUUGACCUCUGCCAUCUAUCAUUGCUUUUGGCCAAGUGUUCAUAUAAAACUUGUAGAAAAAUAGAGACAAUGAUCGACAACAUCAGCAAAUAUUGCGGGUUCAGCUGGCAAAGGAAAUCUCAGGACUGUAUUAGUUGGAAACAUGCGGAAGAGGUCUUCAUCCUGCAGUGGAUAGAAAAUGGCUAAAACGAUGAUGAUGGUGGUACUAUAUAAAAUAGUUUAUAAACCUAGCCAAAGUUAUCUUCUCUUUCAAACACUCUGAUGGAAUACUGAGCUAUAAGAUGGCAGCUUAGAGGCCUGUCCUGCCUUUCCUAAAGCCCUCUAGGACUUCAUAUCCUGCGUACCUCCAGCUUUGUAGUAGUAGCUUGUAGUUUCUCUACCCUUGUAGUUCUAGCUUCUACUAUCUUACUCCCAGGAGGCACCAAACUCUGCUGUUUGUGAGAGAUAUGACUCUCACAACAUGUGCUAUCUUUGUCACUAUUAAAAGCUUAAAAUUAAAAAAAAUUGAAGUAAUUUCUAAAAUAUACUCCUUGGCUGUAGCACAUAUAGAUCUGGGGCUAGAGGAUUCACCUCUUUCUUCUCUCUCUUGGGAGACAGACCAAUCUCCCAAGAGAUAACUAUAGACUUUACUGGGAAAUGAUUUAAAGGCCCUCUUCAUAUAUUCAUCAGUAUACCAAAUUUAACACUGAGUUACAGAGCUGUCAAUAUACAGAAUAUAGUUCCUAGUAAAUUCGUUUAAAAUAUAAUCUACAGGAAAAUUCCAUGGCCUGGUUAAACCACAAGGUGGUGCUCAUCUGCUUCAAAAUAUCAAAAAAAGCUCUGGAAGGGAUUGGAUUCAAAUGAUCAGUGAUUAAUGUACAAUAUUGUUCUGAAUAAAUAAAAAUGUGUCUUCAUA
Messenger RNA from Crotalus tigris (Tiger rattlesnake), 6620 nucleotides. RefSeq names its product chromosome unknown C1orf210 homolog (gene CUNH1orf210). NCBI's taxonomy places the organism in Eukaryota, Metazoa, Chordata, Lepidosauria, Squamata, Viperidae. The coding region runs from base 239 to 1318 and encodes 359 amino acids. The transcript has 6 exons. Gene Ontology annotation, molecular function: protein binding. The record is from RefSeq and is a predicted model, not a curated record.